UUGACAGCUUCAGAAGUCGGGCAUCACGCUCAGCAGCGCUUUCACUUUCUCUGGCGUUUCCGAGCGAUCUCGCUGUGAGCCUGGGGUUGUCAAACUCAAAACCCAUCCUCCAGAAGCCCACACACUCCGGCACCAUGAGCAAAAAGAAAAAGGAGUGGAGAACCGAGAAAGAGCGCUUGCUGAGUCUUACACUGGAGGAAAGACGUAAAGAGUUUGACCACUAUCUGACCCUGGACAAGAUACAGACCUGGAAAGAGCACACCACAGGCACAGACAAAGGAUCAGAGGGAAAGAAGGAACACCCUGUGUCACUGAGUGAUAAAGUCUCUCUGUACAAAGGGGACAUCACCGAACUGGAGGUGGACGCCAUUGUGAAUGCUGCAAACUCCAGUCUUCUUGGCGGUGGCGGAGUGGAUGGUUGCAUACACAGAGGAGCAGGCCAUUUCCUGUAUGACGAGUGCUACUCUCUAAACGGCUGUGAGACAGGCAAAGCCAAGAUCACCUGCGGCUAUUACCUGCCUGCCAAGUAUGUAAUCCACACUGUUGGUCCUAUUGCCAGGGGUAAUGUGGACACUCCCCAAAAAGGAGCCCUUAAAUCUUGCUACUUGAACUCUCUAGACCUGUUGAAGGAGAAUAAACUGCGCUCUGUGGCCUUUCCAUGCAUAUCGACAGGAAUCUAUGGUUUUCCCAAUGAUCCUGCUGCCAGUAUAGCCCUGCAAACUGUGAAGGACUGGCUGUCAGAAAACAUGGACGAGAUCGAUCGCAUCAUAUUUUGCGUCUUUCUGGACACUGAUUUCGAAAUUUACAAGAAGAAGAUGGCCGAGUUCUUCCGCCCAGCUGAGAAAGAGCGCGAGGAAGAGCGUGAGGAAGAAAAGCCAGCCCAGAUGAGGGAUGAUGAAAAUGAAGUUGGGGAUGUUGAGAUGCAGAGCCAAGUAGAAAAAGAUGAAAAUGAAGCUGCAGAUGUUGACAUGCAGAGCCAAGUAGAAACAGAUAUGGCGAUAUCUGCAGGUGUGUCUGCUGUUGAGGAACCCAGUCAGGAAUCAGAAGACCAGAAGGCAGAAGAAGAGAGUGCUCCCAACGAAGAAGAAGAGGUGCCUGAGGAAAAGAAGGAAGCAGAGGAUGAUACCGGGGCAGAGAGAGAGAAGAUGGCAGAUGGGAAGACUCAGACUACACCUGCAAAAACAACAAAAGAGGACGAGAAAGACCAAGCAAACAGCAUGGGAACCAAGAAAAAAGAAGUAGUUGAGUCCACUAAAGUUGCCCAGAACAAGGAUGGAAAAAACAGCAAUGAAAACAACCCUGAAGAUGCACCAGAACAUCAGGAUGAAAACCAGGAUGAAACACAGCCUCUCAAAGAUGGUGUCGAUAAGCUGAAAAAGGAGUGAGACGACAAUCAGCCUUGAAGGUCCACGCACCGGCAAACUGUGCGAAGGCAAACCUGCCACUAUGAAGUGGAGUCUCCCAAAAAACCCAGGAAGAAGAUCUAUCCACCACCAUCUUGCUUCUUCCAUUUCUCUUUUUCUUUUCUUUCUCUUUCUUUUGGUUGAUUUAGCAUUUAAUGGAAAUCUGAAAAUCUGUCAAAAUAUCAAAGUGCACAUGAACAUAUCGAAUAUUAGGCGUCUCGCGAGGGGUCACGGGGUGAAUUAUUACCUCACUGAAUUGCUGCUCGACCAUUCCCAUCUUCUGUGUUCCUUGUGCUUGGUUUAAACAGGUUUAAAUUAGUUAAU
Molecule: messenger RNA, 1727 nt
Organism: Trichomycterus rosablanca
Lineage: Eukaryota; Metazoa; Chordata; Actinopteri; Siluriformes; Trichomycteridae
Gene: macrod2
Product: mono-ADP ribosylhydrolase 2
Exons: 19
Coding region: 135-1385 (416 amino acids)
Source: RefSeq, a predicted model, not a curated record